This is a messenger RNA of Durusdinium trenchii, 2026 nucleotides long. Lineage: Eukaryota; Dinophyceae; Suessiales; Symbiodiniaceae. The record is from the annotation of a GenBank genome assembly.
GUUUGGAGCCUGCUGGUCCCCUGCAGGCUGCCAGGUGUUUAUGGCAGUGUGCGAUUUGGAGUGUGGGUGCUGGUGCCAUGUUGCCCACAAAUAUUUUUGCUUUCUACGGUCCACGCUGGCGUAAAUGUUUGUAUUUUUUCACCUGAUUUCGAGAUACUUUAUAUGUUUUUAUGAUAUUCUCAUCUUGUCAUACUCAUUCUGACAAUAAAAUGCUACUGGUAGGUAGGCGCACUCCUCUCGCUGAGAAGUAGAAACUGUCUCCAAUGUAUGACUUUUCGGCCCAAGACUACCUGCGAUGUGGUUCCCCAGGCGUGGUGUCAUUUCUCCACGGAUCCAAGGCUGUAGAGAAGCUCGUGCAUUGGCUCUUUGCGCAACUGCGAGUCUCGGUUGGCGCUUGCUUGUCCCUGUGGCCUUGCCGUUUCAAUCUUUGUCACAAGAGAGACUUGUGACCGGAAGGCCGAGACAACAGCGGGCUCUUUGUGCAAUGGCCGCAGAUGGAGGGAAAUCUGAGCUGCGCAAGCACUACUUCGGAGAUGUUUACAAAGAAGGCAGGUAUGAGCCUUUGCAUCCUGAAUUGUUCGAGAAUCCGCACGAGAAUGUAAGGAGGUGGCUUGCCCCUACCUUUUUGUCUGCCGCGACUGCCGAGCAUCCAAAUUUCAAGGACGUUUUGCGAGAAGAAACUCCUGGAGUUUUCUCCUUCGACCUUUUGAGCUCUGAGUUCUGCGACUUGCUUCUUGAGGAAGUAGACCAUGCCCAGAAGACUGCUCGUGAGGCUCUUGAUCGACCCAAUGGCAUGAACAGAUAUGGGGUGGUGCUCAACCAGCUCGGUCUGGAACCCUUGAUCACAGUCAUUCAACAGGAAUACUUGAUGCCACUCAUGGCAUCCCUUUUUCCAUUAGAGUCUCAAGAAUGUCAAGAUCAUCAUACUUUCAUCGUCAGGUACAAAGCUGACGAAGACAUUGGUCUGGACAUGCACGAGGAUGAUUCAGAUGUCACACUCAACGCGUGUUUGGGAAAGGACUUCGAGGGCGCCACUCUAUCAUUUUGUGGCUUGGUCACCGACGACAAUCACCGAAAGAUGCAGUAUACCUACAAGCACGAGAAGGGCCGUGCUGUGAUACACUUAGGUCGGCACCGCCAUGGUGCGGACAACAUUCAGUCUGGGGAGCGAGUCAACUUUAUUUUAUGGUCGGUCAGUGAGACCUACCGAAAUUCAGAGGCCUAUCGCCUUCAUAGGCUUCGGAGCUCCCAUGCCGAGACUCCAGACCCAAUAUGUUUGUCAUAUACGCACGACCGCGACUACACCAAGUACCUUCCAAAGCCAACGAAGGCAGAGGCACUGUCCCGAGGUGUGAUCAUGGAGGUGGUAGAGAGAAGACUGGACAUGUACCAGAGACCAGUGCUGGAUUUGGCCCGCCCCAUUGAAGAGAUCAAUUCCGUUCCAAGCGUUUGCCUUUUUAUGGAGGGAUUGCCACCCCCCAGGCAAAGCGAGUUGUUUCAGAUCCUUUUGCAGAUAGCCAGCGAGGUUCACAAAGACGUUGGAUGUGUUGAGGGGCAGGUGCCGCCGAUCAUAUUCUUUAUAGCUGUGCAGUCUUCUGGAGCUGUGCCCCAGGUCCGGGAAAUGAGUGGAGCCAUGUCAAGUCCUUCACUGGUGAUCCUUGAUGUGGAUGCGGAGAAGCGCUAUCGUUUGGACUCCAAGGAGGAUCUUGAUGGUACCGCCAUCCGGAACUUUGUGGCAGCCUUCCGAAAAGGAGAACUGAAGGCAGAGCCCAUCGGGAGUCCUACUGCACAAAAUGAAGACGCAGAUCCACAAAAGAGUUCUGAGGAGGUAGCUGGAACUUCUUUCGACACUCCGCCAAAGUCACCACAGGCUCGUCCUGGCUGUACGCUGCUCUGAGCAGCAUGAAGUCUUGUACAUAGACAUAUUGUUGGGAAAGGAUCCUGCGGAACAGCACCGCUGCAGAUCUUGUACAUAUUUGCUGAUACAAAGCGGUAUGUGGUAUGUGUUUGUUCCAGUGGUGUUAAA